Molecule: messenger RNA, 1857 nt
Organism: Labrus bergylta (ballan wrasse)
Lineage: Eukaryota; Metazoa; Chordata; Actinopteri; Labriformes; Labridae
Source: RefSeq, a predicted model, not a curated record
UGUACAUCUAAAAGACGGCCAUGCUCUUCUUGCCUGUACUGUUGUUCUGUUCUUUCAGUUUCAGAGGUCUGGCUCCCUCUGGUGGUCUGUUAUGGCUUUCUUGCUGGUUUCUUGGAGCCUGUCCACCUAGCUGUGAUUUCUGACUGGCUGCACCUGGGUGGAAGGCAGAGUCUCUCUCCAUGGUUUUUGUGUUUAUUGUUUUUGGAAUAGAUAGAUUAUUACUGAAAUGCAAAUGUACAGUUUGGACCUCCCUUUACUAUUACGGCCUAAACGAGGUGGUCAUCAUCACAUCCUACACACACUGAUUCCAAGUGAGAAACAGACAUAUUAACUGAGAGGUUUUUGAAAAGAAGGAGGACUUGUCUACAGCAGUGGAUGUCAACUGGUGUGGGUCGAGAGCUGCAACCUCCGGUGUUGAAAGGUCCGGAUAUUUACAGAGAAAUGAUCACUCCCAACUUUGUCAAUGCCAUCCACGAAUACUGUGAAGAGAUUGGGUGGCAGCAGAUCUGGUUGAUUUCUGACAUUUUCUUUCUGUUCACCGGGGUGUUGGCUAACACCGCCCUGCUUUGGCUGUUUCUGCAGGAGAGGAAACCACUGUCUGCCUCACAGGUUCUAGGUGUGAAUGUUGUUGUGAUGGAUCUUAUCUACCUGUCUAUAAUGCCCAUUAGGUUAUUUUUUGAUGCAAAGAUGAUGAAAGAAGACAACAAAACAAGACAAGACUUUUCCCCGACCGGGCCACAUGACAAUGUUACAAAUCCUUGGGAAACAGCAACAGAUGUCUUCAAGAUGUUCAACCUGAUUGGCUGUCCCCUGCUGCUGUCCUGUAUGUGUAUUGAGCGCUGCCUGGCCGUUAUUAAACCUGUGCUGUAUCUGAAAGUCAGGAAGUGGGAGUACCGAAUGGUUGUUUCUGCUGUGGUGUGGGUGAUCACCUUAUCCUUCUGUAUGGCUUCAGUCAUAGUGGACGAUAUGACUGUCAUGAUGGCUCCGGUUUCCAUCACAGUGUCCUGCCUCUUCAUCCUGAUGCUCGCCUGCCUUUGUGGCAUGAUCUGGUCACUGAUGCAGCAAAGCCCCGCCCAUACCAUGUUGGGAAACCAAGCCUGCUCGGAGCCCCCCCUAAAGAGACAGGCAGUGUGUAAUGUUUUGGUUGUGGUGGUGCCAGCAGUGAUAUCUUACCUCCCAGUCCUGCCAAUGGUUCCCUUGCUCGUCUACAUACAAUAUCGUAAGGCUUUGAGUAUUGAGGUGUGUAAUGUUUUUGAAUUGUCUGAGUUGUUUCCAAGGUUCGGUGUGUUCAUAGGUCCACUGUUCUAUCUCUCCAGGGCUAGAAAAAUGUGCUGCCUCGUUAGCUUCAAACCUUCACACAAAAAAUGAUGUUAUGGGAAGUUUAGACAAGGAUUUGUAAUAUGAUCAAGACACGACUGCUCGGUUUCGAUUAUUUUGUUCCUAGGGCUCCCCCCCUAUUUAGAAGAUAAUCUACCAAAACAUAGAUGUUAGACUUAAAGGAAACAAUUGCCAAAUAUAUGUGAACAGUGAGAAGCAGUGUAUUCUGUCCGUCCAUCCAUUGUCUAUCCCACUUUUACCGUUUGGGCUCACGAGGGGCUGAAAGCCGUUUACAAGCUGUCAUUGGGCGAGAGGCAGGGUACAGUCUGGACUGUCUGCCAGUUAAUCACAGUGCCACUGUAUCCUGUGCAAAACUUCAUAAUUACUGGAGGCUGGGUCAAAAACGGAUACAGUAUAGUAUAGUGAUAUUUUGUGUGGCGAUAUUAUAUAUGGCGGCCAAGUAUGGAUAUUUUUAAUAUGAUAUUUAAGAUAAGCUUUUUACAUUUAUAACUGCUGAAGGGGUUGCACAAUUAAUUUUGA